This is a messenger RNA of Sciurus carolinensis (gray squirrel), 2318 nucleotides long. It is a transcript of the gene Mul1, whose product is annotated as mitochondrial E3 ubiquitin protein ligase 1. The coding region runs from base 122 to 1180 and encodes 352 amino acids. Gene Ontology annotation, molecular function: ubiquitin-protein transferase activity. NCBI's taxonomy places the organism in Eukaryota, Metazoa, Chordata, Mammalia, Rodentia, Sciuridae. The record is from RefSeq and is a predicted model, not a curated record. The transcript has 4 exons. Gene Ontology annotation, cellular component: mitochondrion. Gene Ontology annotation, biological process: protein ubiquitination; organelle organization.
CGACCGGUUGGUGUUUCCGGGAAAGGCAGUUCAGGAAACGCCGUGUGGGGGUGCGGUCCCGAGUACGGGCCCGGGUGCUGGAGGUGGGGCGCGGGGCUCACGGUCUGCCCUCGGCGUCGCCAUGGAGGGCGGAGGGCGGCCCUCGCUGGGCCAGUUCAUCCUUCUGGGCACCAGCUCCGUCGUCACCGCCUUUCUGUACUCCGUGUACCGGCAGAAGGCCCGGGUCGCCCAGGAGCUCAAGGGAGCUAAGAAAAUCCACUUGGGUGAAGAUUUAAAGAGUAUUCUUUCAGAAGCUCCAGGAAAAUGUGUGCCUUAUGCUGUUAUUGAAGGAGCCGUGCGAUCUGUUAAAGAAACGCUGAACAGUCAGUUUGUGGAAAACUGCAAGGGGGUGAUCCAGCGACUGACGCUUCAGGAGCACAAGAUGGUGUGGAAUCGAACAACCCACCUUUGGAAUGACUGUUCAAAGAUCAUUCACCAGAGGACCAACACAGUGCCCUUUGAUCUGGUGCCUCAUGAGGAUGGCGUGGCUGUGGCUGUACGAGUGCUGAAACCCCUGGACUCGGUGGACCUGGGCCUCGAGACUGUGUACGAGAAGUUCCACCCCUCGGUCCAGUCUUUCACUGACGUCAUUGGCCACUAUAUCAGUGGCGAGCGGCCCAAAGGCAUCCAGGAGACUGAAGAGAUGCUGAAGGUCGGGGCCACCCUCACGGGAGUCGGUGAGCUCGUCCUAGACAACAACUCCGUCCGCCUGCAGCCCCCCAAACAAGGCAUGCAGUACUACCUAAGCAGCCAGGACUUUGACAGCCUUCUGCAAAGGCAAGAGUCGAGCGUCAGACUCUGGAAGGUUCUGGCCCUGGUGUUUGGCUUUGCCACAUGUGUCACCCUCUUCUUUGUUCUGCGGAAACAGUAUCUGCAGCGGCAGGAGCGCCUGCGCCUGCAGCAGCUGCAGGAGGAAUUCCGGGAACAUGAGGCCCAGCUGCUGAGCCGAGCCUCGCCCGAGGACAGGGGGAGUCUGAAGAGCGCCUGCGUCGUGUGUCUGAGCAGCUUUAAGUCCUGUGUCUUCCUGGAGUGCGGGCAUGUCUGUUCUUGUCGCGAGUGCUACCGCGCCUUGCCAGAGCCCAAGAGGUGCCCCAUCUGUCGGCGUGAGAUCACCCGGGUGAUUCCCCUGUACAACAGCUAGUGUCCCGCCGCGCCCGGCUGCACUUGGAAGCCACCCUCCCCCUGGGGGAUUCGCUCUUGAGGCCUUUCGAAGAACAGCAUGGGGUAGCUCUGCCUCCAGGUGUGACCAGUGGGGUCUGUCCAGAUCCACAUCUUCACCAGCAGGGAGGCUUUCCAGCCUCGGGCUUCAGGAGGAGCCCCCCUGGGUGGGGGCCAGGCCCUGGCAUCUUUUCCUAGGAACCUGAUGGGGGUGUGUGUGACUGAAAACACCCCAUCACCUGAGCACCAGCGCCGGCAAUCUGCUUUUCUGGUGACUCUCAGUUGCUGCAGCCCUGGGGGAGGAAAGGCUGACCCCCAGGGCCUUCCAGAACGGCCUCUGCAGAGACUGCCCUCGCUUUCUUCCUUUCGCUUCUACUGGGGAUAAGGUCUUUCUUCAAAUUGUCAGGCCAGGCAGGUCACUUGUGUCCCUUUCCCCUCACCUGCUUACCUCCCAAGUGUGUGCUGACAUAUGGAGAGGACAAGAGGAGGUGAGGCCGGCACGUCAGCUUCUGUCCACACAGUGGGACGUGGAUUGGCAGAAGGCUAAGAGGAGUCUCGGUCGGUUUGGCAGCCCUCCUCAUAUCCCCACAGAGCCAGGGAGGGGACCAGAGAGCACACCUCUGGCCCUGGUGUGGAGCUGCUAUGGCGGGCGGGCCAGGAGAGCUCUGGGUUUCCCUGCCAGAGGAGGGGCCAGAAAGGCCCCUGCUGAAGGAAGAGCAAGGCACAGCUGUCCUGGCUUCUAGUUCUUGCAGCUUCUCUGCUUGCUUUUGUCUAGGAAAAGUAGCCGGCUGACACCCUGAGCUGUGGGCCGCUUAAGCUUGUUCCCGGGCCCUGGCCCGUGGCACACUUGACAUCCCUGGGGUGUAAUCUCAGCACCAUGUUCUCGUGCCUCCACUCCUCAGGCCCCUGGGCUGAGCCUGUGAGUGCAGGAGAAGUUGGGGAGCAUCCUUCCCUGCCUCUGAGUGGCCAAGAGUUGUGCACACAGCUCUUAUUUCCCUUCUCUGUCCUUGAACUUUCUUCCUCUGCUCCUCGGUGUGGCGGGGAGGGGUACUCUCAGGGGGCUGACACUAGUGAUAAGCAGUGUCUCUUGUGAACAGCACAAAUUAAACAUUGUGGCCAAG